AUGGAAAAGAAUUUGCUCAUAUUCGAUAACCUUCUUAAAUCUCCACAUUCUGAAGAAGUAAAAAAAAAAUUUAUUAUAAUUUAUUUGGAAUCAAUAAGUAAAUUACAUUACUCAAAACCAGAUUGGGAACAGCUUUGCGAGUAUGCAUACGGAAUCAUCAAGCAUACUUCUCGCGUUCACGCUUUUGGUGAGCUUAUUCUAUCUCGAUUCGCACGUCUUCAGAAAGCAAUAUAUAUGCUUUAUUUCAAUUCGAGCUGGAUAACGCAAACCCUUAGCAACAACAAUAUUCCAAAUAAUUUAUACCAACAACUAAGAGCAUUAGUUAAAAUAAUUAAAUACAAACAAGAAAUUUCAAGUGAUUCCGACGACCAUGCUAAUGUUGAAAUUGACUGUCGGAUAUUACAGUCUUAUUCUAUUAAAUAUUUUGAGGUUGUCAAAAGUAGGGUUGACUGGAUGCAAUUGUUUGUAUCUAUGUUCACUGAGCUUCCACAAUCAAUUCCCGAAGAUCAUGUUAGAUUAAUUGAGGUGCUUUUAUAUUCUUUGGCCAUUCCGGAAAGCGAUUCUUUAGAAUCGUAUGAUGAAUUUGUGAAGCAGACGGUAAAAUUAAUUGAAUCUUUAUGGAAGAAGAGCCCGGAAAUCAUAGGCGUAACUAUCCGUGAAAUUUUUAUACGGCUUUCAAGUAAUCAAACCUGUUCCAAAUCUAUAGUACUUUUGAUUAGUAGGAUACCUAAAUCAUGUACAUCAGUUAUCCAAUACUAUGUUCAGAAGAUUCCCGCAGAAGAUGCUAAGAAAUUUGAACUAUGUGUUGAAAGAAUGAUUUCGAUGAUACCUCAUCCAUUUGCUAACAACAUUAGCUGUUGGAUCAUAGAAUUGGUCAAAGCUUUGGAAAAAUUAAAGGAUAAGUCUAUAUUGAUACGGAUCACUCUUGCAAAUGCGUCUCGAUACCGCCAUGCGCGUAGCGAUGCUUUAAUGGUCGUUAAAUGUUUGCUACUUGGAUAUCAAGUUGCACCUGAUGUCUUCGAUUCAAUUAUUCCAACUAUUCCCAAAGUUUUAGAUACGAUCGAUAAAGAGAGAGAUCAAGUUGAUACUUUACUUGAACUUUCGAGAAUAAUUCAAUGUCUCAUGUUGCGAUUUUCAGGGGGAAGCGAUAAAUAUUUGCAACUUUAUAAUACUUUGGAAUCGCAUGACUUGCCGGUAUUGAAACGUGAGGAUAUUUCGAAUAUACUUCAAAAGCAUGCAUGGUUUAAAGUACCAAACAUUGCGGAUAGCCGUAAGGAAUUUGUGGUGAAACCUUCUGUGAAACCCCCUGUGAAACCUCCUGUGAAAACUCCUGUUUAUUCCCCGAAAAUCUUUAAAAAGAAAGGAUUACAAAACUUAGGAAAUACUUGUUUUAUGAAUAGUGUACUUCAGGCAUUAUUUAACUCAGCGGAAUUUAGACGUCGUAUAUUACAGGCAUCGACAACGAAAUCAAAAACUUCAACGAUCUAUCAGCUUCAAUUGUGUUUUGCUUGUAUGAUAUUUUCUAAAAAAUCGUAUUUUUCACCAUCAGCAUUAUUGGAGACGCUUCCAAGUUGGUUAAAUAAUGGUCGACAACAGGAUUGUCAUGAAUUUUUGAAGCAAAUUGAAGAAGAAUCGAAAAAAACUUCAAAUAAACAACUUAGGCUAGAAUCGGAAGAGGAAGGAAUUUCAACCGUACUUGAGGAUAUGACAGAUGUUCCAAUAAGUCCCUUUGGUGGAAAAAUGGAAAAUAUUAUUAUGUGUAUGGAAUGUGGGAAAAAAUCUAAAACAAAGGAAGGAUUUCAUGAUCUUUCACUUUCAUUGAAAGUCGAUACAUCAGACAAUCUUUCAUUUUCUGAUUUAUUAUCGGGAUUUCUUUCUGAUGAAGAUCUGAAAGGAGAGAAUCAAUAUUUUUGUGAAAGAUGUGGAGGACUACGUGAUGCGAAAAAGUUGACGCGAAUAAUUACGCCACCGCGUUAUUUAAUAUUAUCGCUUAAUCGAUUCGAGUAUGAUGUGAAAUAUGCUAGAAGGAUAAAAAUCAUGACACAUGUUUCAAUACAAGAAUCAUUAUCAGUACCGCAAGUUCAUGAAAAUGAUGAAUCACCCACUGAAUCAAAUCAUAAUCAAAAUGGAAUAGUUAACGGAAUGAUUAACGGAAUGAUGAAUGGAGAGAAACGAAUAAAGACAAAAGGAGAGGAUGAUAAAAUAUAUGAUCUAUCAGCAAUUGUAAUACACUCUGGUUCAUCUGCUGAAUAUGGUCAUUAUUAUACGUACGCAAAGGAUGAAGCUGAACUUUCGCAAUCUCUUAUGAAAGAAGUUGAGAAUGAAGAUAAAAGUAGUUAUAACAGAGAUUCUUUUGGGAGUAAUGAUUUUUCAAUGGAUAAUAAAAAGGAUGAUAAAGACGAAAAAGAAGAAAUUAAUCCACUUAGUGGAGGAUAUGAUUUAUUUGAUUAUGAUAAAUCGGUAAUAUAA
Molecule: messenger RNA, 2469 nt
Organism: Funneliformis mosseae
Lineage: Eukaryota; Fungi; Glomeromycota; Glomeromycetes; Glomerales; Glomeraceae
Source: the annotation of a GenBank genome assembly